Messenger RNA from Darwinula stevensoni, 1693 nucleotides. NCBI's taxonomy places the organism in Eukaryota, Metazoa, Arthropoda, Ostracoda, Podocopida, Darwinulidae. The record is from the annotation of a GenBank genome assembly.
CGAGAGCCUUGGGAGGGAGUGGUUCAGUGCUCUGUGUCCUUCACGGUCGUGAUGAGUGUUACCAUCGUCUUCAUUUCGUUUCUGCUUGUGUAUCUCCUUCACUACUUCGUGAAGAAGCUUCUGAUUUGGUCCAAACUUCCACCGGGUCCAUGGGGUGUACCGUUCCUGGGAUCCGUCCCCUUUCUCGGGGCGAAGUACCCUUACUACAAGAUGGAGGCCUGGAGGAAGAAAUACGGAGAGAUCUUCACGAUCAGCCUCUUCCACAAGGAGAUCGUGAUCCUCAACGACUGGGAACUCGUGCGUGACUACUUCGGACGACUGGAGGUCUCGGGUCGACCCGACAACCUCAUCGUCCGCCAAAUCACCUCCGGCAACAUGGGCAUCAUAUCCGCGCAGGGCAGCCUGUGGCAGGAGAACCGGCGCUUCACCAUGCGGAUCCUGAAGGACUUUGGCUUCGGGAAGAGGGAAGCCAUGGACUCCAUGAUUCAAGACUCGGCCAUCGGCCUCUGCCAGCACCUCAAGGAGAAUCAGAGGAGACCGCAGGAUCUCGGCCCCCGUCUCAAUCUUGCCGUUCUGAACAUCAUCUGGAAAAUGACUGCAGACAAGCAAUUUUCUCACGACGAUGCGAGGAUGCAGGACUUCAUGAAUCGACUCAAAGAAGUAUUGUCGGAUUCCGGGAUCGUCGGAAACUUCCAAUGGGUUCCCCUGUUUGUGUACCUUUGGCCGCCUGCACUCCGAGCGUCUCGACUCAUCGAUCACAACAUGGCAGCCAUCGCCAAGAUAUUCUCGAAUGAAUUGAAAGAGCACCAGAAAAGCCUAGCAUCGUCCGGGCAACCCAAGGAUUUCAUCGAUUCCUAUCUCACGGAAAUGGCUCAACAGAAGGAACGAGGGGAAAUCAAUCCCAAUUUCUCUGAAUUCGAAUUGCGAGUGAUCAUCUCGGACCUGUUCAUCGCCGGGAGCGAGACGACGGCCAACACCAUCCGUUGGUGCGUCCUGUUUCUCCUCUGCCAUCCCGAAAUUCAGGAGAAACUCCAGGCCGAAGUCGACAACGUUGUCGGGCCCGACAGACUUCCUUCGCUCAACGACCGAGACAGAUUGCCCUACACGCAAGCUUUCAUCAUGGAAGUGCAGCGACUCGCGAAUCUGGUGCCGUUCGGGGUGCCCCACGUGGCGACCGAAGACGUGGAGAUCGGCGGCUAUUUCUUCCCGAAGGGGACGGCGUUCAUGGCGAACCUUUAUUCGUGUCACAUGAAUCCCAAGUUUUGGCCCGAUCCCGAAAAAUUCGAUCCCGGAAGAUUCCUCAAUCCAGAUGGAUCCUUGAGGACAAAAGUUCCCAGCUUCCUUCCGUUCGUCCUCGGGAAGCGUCAAUGCCUUGGAGAGUCCUUGGCCCUCAUGGAACUCAUCUUGUUCGUGACCAUCUUCAUGCAGAAAUUCACAUUUCGCACCACAACGGGACGUCUUCAUCCCAAAGCCGAGGCUGUUGGAGAUUUCAUCGUGAACCCGCCCAAACCCUUCCAAUUCAUUGUCGAGGAGAGGAAGCAUUGAAGUGUUUGUCUUCCCGAUUGAGAAAUCUUUGGCAAUUUUUUUGGUAACUUUUUGAAAAUUGAAGGCCAGACUUUUCUCUUGACAUUGUUUACAUUGCUAAUUGAUAGUUGGAUGAUGUGCAUUAUUUUAUCGUGCUUACUAUUGCAGG